Messenger RNA from Cicer arietinum (chickpea), 3875 nucleotides. RefSeq lists its product as uncharacterized. Gene Ontology annotation, biological process: protein phosphorylation. Gene Ontology annotation, molecular function: protein kinase activity; protein binding; ATP binding. Lineage: Eukaryota; Viridiplantae; Streptophyta; Magnoliopsida; Fabales; Fabaceae. The record is from RefSeq and is a predicted model, not a curated record.
GACCACAUAUCACAAAUGAAAGACUUGAUAAGAAACAAAAUCAUUUUCACACUACUAUAUCUAUCCUUCCAGACUAUUGUCUCGUACAUCCCUCAUAAGAAAAAAAAAAUGAUGAACCCAUUCACUAGUCUCUUUCUUUUUUCGCUCUCAGUGCAUUGUUUCGUAGCUUGCUUAGCUUCAAAUACAAAAAACAUCACCACAGAUGAAUUUUCUCUUUUAGCAUUCAAAUCCCUCAUUACUUUAGACCCCUUUAACAUUUUAUCAAAUAAUUGGUCAACUUCCUCUUCUUUAUGCAAUUGGGUUGGUGUCACUUGUGAUGAGAAACACAAUAGAGUCCAUACUUUGAAUCUCAAAAACAUGGGUCUUAGAGGUACCAUUUCCCCAAACUUGGGAAAUCUUUCGUUCCUCGUUAUACUCGACCUUAGCGGCAAUAGCCUUCAAGGUCAAAUUCCUAAAGAGAUUUUUUUGUUGCGUCGGUUGAAAGUUCUUGAUAUAAGUUAUAAUGAAUUUGUUGGAGAAAUUCCUACCGAGUUAGGAGACUUGACUGAACUUCAAAAUUUGUACCUUGGCAUUAACAAUUUUAGUGGUUUAAUCCCACAAUCUAUACACAAGUUGUCUAAGUUAGAGCAAUUUGAUUGUGCAAUAAAUUUGUUCCAAGGAAGCAUUCCACUUGUGAUUGGUCAACUUAGUCGGCUGGAAGUUUUGGAUUUAAGUUAUAACAUGCUGUCCGGACACAUACCUCAAUCAAUUACCAACUUAACUUCACUUCAAGAAAUGUAUUUGUCUUCUAACUACUUUUCAGGAGAAAUUCCAAAAGGGAUAUUGGGUGAUCUUAGUCAGCUGAGAACAAUGGAACUUGAUAAUAAUCAGCUUUCAGGCAACAUAUCAUCGAUAUUAAAAUUUAACAACUCAUUGUUACAAGAUUUUAAUCUUGGAUAUAAUAAUUUGUCCGGCAAUCUUCCAUCAAAUAUCUGUCAAGGGCUUCCAAAUCUUAGAUAUCUUAAUCUUUAUUAUAAUGAACUUUCUGGUGACAUGCCAACUAUUUGGCAUCAAUGUGAAGUGUUGGACGAAUUAGAGCUAUCAUACAAUAGUUUCAAUAAAGGACCGAUGCCACUUGGCAUCCGAAACAUGACCAAACUUCGAUAUCUUCAUCUUUGUGGCAACAACUUGGAAGGUAACAUUCCAUCUCUUUACAACAUGACUUCUUUAAGGGUGGUCAGAUUUGACGAAAACUAUUUAAAUGGAAGUCUACCAAAUGAUUUUUUCAAUCAGCUUCCUAAACUUGAAAAUUUUACUUUAUACUCCAAUCAAUUUCAAGGAAGCAUUCCACAAUCAAUUGGCAACUGCUCAUCAUUGAUAUUCUUGGGUUUAGCAGGGAACUUUUUCACAGGUUCGUUACCGAAGGAGAUUGGGUAUGUUGAUCAACUUAAGUUUCUAAUAUUGGCAAACAAUAGCUUUAGUGGCUCUAUUCCUUCCAAACUCUUCAACAUGUCAAAAUUAACAUACUUGCAUCUUGAACAAAACUAUUUCUCAGGCAUUAUUCCAUCAAAUAAGGGAUAUACCCUUCCUAGCCUACAACAACUACACUUGAGUCUAAACAAUUUUGUUGGAAAUAUUCCAAUUAACAUAUGCAAUGCUUCUAACCUCAUUCAAUUUCAAGUGAGUUACAAUUCAUUCAGUGGAACUCUACCCAAUGCUUUUGGAAAUUUAAGGUUCCUUGAAGGGUUUCUCAUAAAUGACAAUGAUUUGAUAAUACAUGAUUCUCUUCAAUUAUUUACUUCCUUGACAAAUAGUAGAUAUUUGAAGUAUUUAGAUGUAUCAAGGAAUCAUAUACAUUCCAAUCUUCCUAAGUCAAUUGGAAACCUAACUUUAGUAUCCUUUGGAGCAGAUUCAUGUGGAAUUGAUGGUAAUAUUCCAUUAGAAAUUGGAAACAUGACCAACUUGCUAUCUUUGAAUCUAAAUGGUAAUAAUUUAAAUGGAUCAAUACCUAGAACAUUCAAAGAGUUACACAAACUUCAGGUAUUGGAUCUUGGCUACAAUGGACUACAAGGAUCAUUUAUUGAGGAGCUUUGUGAGAUUGAGAGUUUGAGUGAGUUGAAUCUAGAAAAUAAUAAGCUAUCUGGAGUUUUACCAAAAUGUAUGGUAAAAAUGACUUCUCUUAGAAAACUACACAUAGGAUCUAAUAGUUUGAACUCUAGGAUACCUUCUUCUCUUUGGAGUCUCAAAGAUAUCUUAGAGGUGAAUUUUUCCUCUAAUAAUUUCAUUGGUAAUCUUCCACUUGAGAUUGGGAAUUUAAGAGCAAUUGUAUUAUUAGAUCUAUCAAGAAAUUAUUUUUCAAGCAACAUUCCUACAACAAUCAGUUUCUUGAAAACAUUACAGACUCUCUCUUUAGCACAUAACAAACUGUAUGGAUCAAUUCCAACAUCAUUUGAUGAUAUGGCAAGUUUGAUAUCUUUGGAUUUGUCUCAAAAUUUGUUAACUGGUGUUAUUCCAAAAUCCUUAGCAUCACUUCGUUAUCUUCAAUACAUCAACUUCUCAUAUAAUAGUUUACAAGGAGAGAUUCCUGAUGGUGGACAGUUCAAAACAUUCACAGCUCAAUCUUUCAUGAAUAAUGAAGCGCUUUGCGGCGAUCCUCGCCUACAUGUACCUCCUUGUGUUAAACAAGUUAAGAAAAGGUCAACUACAAAGAAGCUAUUAAUCAAAAUCCUAUUGCCUUUAAUUGUGUUUGUGUCGACUAUUUUAGUUGUUGGUUGCAUAAUACUUGUAAAACAUAAAAGGAAAAAGGUUGAAAAUAAUGUUGAAAGGGGUUUAUCAACUUUAGGAGCUCCAAGAAGAAUAUCCUAUUAUGAACUUGUGAAAGCAACUAAUGGGCUCAAUGAGAGUAAUUUACUUGGAAGAGGGAGCUUUGGCUCAGUGUAUCAGGGGAAGCUUCCUGAUGGACAGAUGAUUGCAGUUAAAGUAAUUGAUUUACACUCGGAGGCGAAAUCAAGGAGCUUUGAUGCAGAAUGCAAUGCAAUGAGAAAUCUACGACAUCGAAAUUUGGUUAAGAUUAUCAGUAGUUGUUCAAAUCUUGAUUUCAAAGCAUUGGUGAUGGAGUUCAUGUCAAAUGGAAGUGUGGACAAAUGGUUAUAUUCAGAUAACUAUUGUUUAAAUUUCUUGCAAAGGUUAAAUAUAAUGAUAGAUGUUGCAUAUGCUUUGGAAUAUCUCCAUCAUGGUUCUUCAGUACAAGUGGUUCAUUGUGAUCUAAAGCCUACUAAUGUGUUGUUGGAUGAAAAUAUGGUUGCACAUGUUAGUGAUUUUGGUAUUGCCAAGCUCUUAGAUGAAGGACAGUCUAAGACUCAUACACAAACUUUGGCUACUCUUGGAUACCUUGCACCAGAGUAUGGAUCUAAGGGAAUAGUUUCUAUGAAAGGAGAUGUGUACAGCUAUGGGAUUAUGCUGAUGGAAAUCUUCACAAGAAGAAAGCCAACGGAUGAUAUGUUUGUUGGAGAACUAAGUUUGAAAACAUGGAUCAGUGAAUCAUUGCCUAAUUCAAUAAUGGAGGUUGUGGAUUCUAAUUUAGUCCAACAAAAUGGUGAACAAGUUGAUGACAUAUUGACUUAUAUGUCAUCUAUCUUUGGUUUAGCCUUGAAUUGUUGUCAAUAUUCACCCGAGGCAAGAAUUAAUAUGACAGAUGUUAUUUCGUCACUAACCAAAAUCAAAACCUUGGUUCUUGGCGCAAGUGAGGUCUAGUUAUUUUCUUCUCUACAAGUAGAGGGAUUUUAUUUUUACAAUACUACAAGUGGAAUGUUAUUGAAAUGUAUUUUAAGGUAGUAUUUUUUUUUUUUUGUAAGUGUGGAGUGUUUUGAUUAAUUGAUUUUGGAGUGUUGUGUUUC